This is a messenger RNA of Lactuca sativa (garden lettuce), 1364 nucleotides long. RefSeq names its product F-box family protein. Lineage: Eukaryota; Viridiplantae; Streptophyta; Magnoliopsida; Asterales; Asteraceae. The record is from RefSeq and is a predicted model, not a curated record. Gene Ontology annotation, molecular function: protein binding.
AUGAUACCUUCGGACCACCGUAUGUGGCGGCAUUCAGCCAUUAGUCCACUCACGAACUAAUUGCGCGUCGGCUCCGUGGCCGCAUAAUCACCCUCUAAGCACCGCGUCCGCCACCAUAAAUGAAGGUUAUAGACGCAUAGAAGCUGUCAUCAAUUAUGAACGAACGGACUUGGCCUCACCGAUCAGAAACCUCUCAUUUCUCAACCCUACAAUUCCCUAUCAAAAAUUCGGCUCGAAAACAUGAAAAUUCUACUUCAAAAUCAAUUCGUGUCCGGCAGUUCCGACCAUCAUCAUCGUCGCGGCGUUCUGAUCAAUUCCGUGACUUCGCAGCGCUACCUAACGACGUGUUAACUAAAAUUGCGGCGAAUUUUAGCCUCCCGAAUUUACAGGCAGCAUCGUUGGUUUGCAAAUCAUGGAGAGACGGACUCCGACCGUUGCGGGAGGCGAUGCUGUUUCUCCGUUGGGGGAAACGAUUCAAGCAUGGCCGUGGCGGUGUGCAGCCGAACAUCGAGAAAGCGUUGGAUUCGUUUCUGAAAGGGGCGGCGCGUGGAUCUACUCUCGCUAUGGUGGAUGCAGGAUUGGUUUUAUGGGAGAUGGGGAAGAAAGAAGAAGGUGUGGCGUUGUACAGGAAAGCAGCCGAGCUUGGUGACGCUGCUGGGCAGUGCAAUUUGGGGAUUUCUUAUCUUCAAGCUGAACCACCUAACAUGAAGGAGGCUGUGAAAUGGCUAUACCAAGCUUCUCUUGCUGGCUAUGUUCGAGGUCAAUACCAACUUGCCCUUUGUUUGCAUCGGGGUAGUGGAAUGACUCAGAAUCUUCCAGAAGCGGCGAAGUGGUAUUUAAGAGCUGCAGAGGGUGGAUAUGUGAGGGCAAUGUAUAAUGUAUCAUUGUGUUACUCAUUGGGCACAGGGUUCUCACAAAACCAUAGACAUUCUAGAAAAUGGAUGAAACGUGCUGCUGAUCAUGGACAUAGGAAAGCUCAGUUUGAACAUGGACUCUCUCUAUUUUCGGAAGGGCAGAUGAUGAAGGCGGUGGUGUACUUGGAACUGGCAGCACGUGGUGGUGAGACGGCGGCAGCUCAUGUGAAGAAUGUGAUACUUCAACAGCUUCCACCACCUUCUCAAGAGCGUGCACUCAGUCUUGCUGACAAUUGGCGGCCUCUUCCAUCGUCCCGAUAACCACCACCACUACCUUCGUCUGUUCCUUGUAUGUGUGCUUGGGGACCUCCUUUGUUGUGGAAAAAAAAAUCAAAAUCCAUACGUUUUCUCUUGAAAUACAUCUUUUGUGUUCUUGAACUAAAUAAAAAUGUAAGUUUCUAGGGAUAACCUAAAUGAUGUUUGAUAUAACAUUGUAGAUGUUUGAAACCA